CGGACACGCGGGUAUAUAGUGACGGCUGCGGCGACGCCUUCGUCAGUGUUAAGCCUGAGAGUCAGCUAGCAACACUAUGCGUCACCUGGUGGUCGCUGCACUGCUGGGCUGCCUCCUGCUGGGGGCCGCCCUUGCCGACCCGGGACCGAACCCCGGCUUCCUCUUCAAGGGCUGCUGCAGCAGCGGCUAUGGCGGCGGCGGUGGCUACGGUGGUGGCCACGGCGGCGGCUACGACAAAGGGUAUAAAUGUAAAGGAUAUGGCUGCGGCCACAGCCAUAGCAGCGGCUACGGCGGCGGUCACGGCGGAGGCGGCUACGGCAAGGGACAUAAAGGCAAGGGUCACAGCAGCGGCUACGGUGGCGGCCACGGUGGGGGCUAUGGCGGCGGCGGCGGCGGUGGCUACGGCAAGGGACAUAAAGGCAAGGGUCACAGCAGCGGCUACGGUGGCGGCCACGGUGGGGGCUACGGCGGCGGCGGCGGCUACGGCAAGGGCAAGGGGCUGGGGCUGUUCAAGUUCAAGUGCUGCAGCUUCGGCGGCUACGGAGGCGGCAGCGGAUACGGCGGCGGCGGCGGCGGCGGCUACCACUGAGCUCCUCCAGCCCAACCCCUUGCCCCCUUAGCUCCCUGCCCUGUUCCACCUCCUCUCCAGCUCGCCCCCCUCCCCAGCCCCGCCCCGCCUCAGAGAAAACGGAAGGAUUUACCCCAGACUAAAGAAGAGGUGCGAGGCCGCUGUUAAGUUUUCUGUACUCAUAAAUGUUUAUAAGUUU
Eriocheir sinensis (Chinese mitten crab) is the source of this 767-nucleotide messenger RNA. RefSeq names its product keratin-associated protein 6-2-like. NCBI's taxonomy places the organism in Eukaryota, Metazoa, Arthropoda, Malacostraca, Decapoda, Varunidae. The record is from RefSeq and is a predicted model, not a curated record. The transcript has 3 exons. Bases 77 to 589 code for a protein of 170 amino acids.